AAGCACAUCAAAGCUUCGUCUUUCCCCUAGCCAUAUCGAGAGGAGAGAGAGAGAAAAGAGAGAAUGGAGGAUGAAGUGAGAAGGUACUUGGAGAAGGCAGCGGGGGGAGACGGAGAUGACAAGCUGCCUCCGAGGCUCUUCGAGAGCCUCGUCAUGUCAGGCCUCCGUCUCGACCUCGUCGAGCCCGGUCGCAUCGUCUGCUCCAUGACCGUACCCCCUCGUUUACUGAACGCGGGCAACUUCUUGCACGGCGGAGCAACGGCGACGCUUGUGGACGUGGUGGGUUCCGCCGUCAUGUUCACCGUCGGAGCCCCCCUCACGGGCGUCUCCGUCGAGAUUAACGUCUCCUACUUGGAUGCUGCUUUCCUCGAUGAGGAAGUUGAGAUUGAGGCGAAGGUUUUGCGUGUUGGGAAGGCUGUUGGUGUCACAAGCGUAGAGUUUAGAAAGAAAAGGAGUGGAAAAAUUAUUGCUCAGGGGCGUCAUACUAAGUAUCUUGCUGUGCCUAGUAAAAUGUGAGCAGCUUGACAACUUGCAGAAAUGUCCGUUAUUUGUCAGUGUUUCUUAUCGGAAUUGUAUACUUUUGUGUCAUUUGAUUAUGAAAGAUUUCCAAAGCUAAUAUUCUUUAGUACGGUUCUGGAUUUGUUAGAUGCUAUAUUUUCUCGGCUAAUUAUCAAAGGUCAAAUCUAUCAUUUUAUUUUGUCUAUACACGAAUGACAAGGUUAGUGUGAAGUAAGUGGCUUUCUAAA
Rhodamnia argentea is the source of this 746-nucleotide messenger RNA. Its product is annotated as acyl-coenzyme A thioesterase 13. The record is from RefSeq and is a predicted model, not a curated record. The transcript has 3 exons. NCBI's taxonomy places the organism in Eukaryota, Viridiplantae, Streptophyta, Magnoliopsida, Myrtales, Myrtaceae. Gene Ontology annotation, molecular function: fatty acyl-CoA hydrolase activity. Bases 64 to 516 code for a protein of 150 amino acids.